CAAAACAUCCACUCCCGCAGCAGCCUGCACCAUCAUCUUCUUCCUCACGUUCGUUCUCCUUUUUGGCUGCUUUUCGUCUGAAAUUCGUAUCAAUGUUGUUUCUUUUCAGAAGGUGUUGUUGGAUAGAACAUGGUGGAGAUUGUGUGCAUUGAUGGUGACAAGUUGUGGGCUGAUAGUGUUUUCAUCAAGCGUCACAUCCGUGUUGUGCCUAAUGGGGACACCAUCAGAAGCUGUUAUACGACACAAAUAUCGACUAAAAACCCCCUCAGCUCCUUCAACUGCUCCCAGUUCUGCUGUGUCCUCGUCGUACUUGAAACAAGAAUAUUUGUUGCAUGAUUGGUGGCUAGUGAAAGUCAUUUCGGAUUUCCAUGGCAAACGACUAGGAAUUGAAGGUUUUUCUUCCAGAGACAGAGGUGUUGUGAGAUGUUUCUCGUCUGCGCCAAUUGUCAAGAGAAUCGAUGCUGUUACUCUGGCCACUGCUGAUGGCAAGACAGUUAUGGUCCAUGGACAUCUUAAUAGGCACCGCUCUCUCCAAAAUGGCUUCUCUCAUGAGAUAUGCCAACAUUUUAUGAUCGGAUUUCCGUAUUAUUGGGAAGAAUUUGCGGGUGCAGGCGUAUCAGCUGUUGAUGAAACGGCAAUUCUAGAAGGGCAAUCAGAAAUGGAUGUUUCGGAGCAUAAAAAAGAAAGUCGACAUAAGAAGAGAGACACAAGAAACAAGUCAGAAGUAGAGGAGGACAUAAAAAGCAGCAGUGUGGACUUAGAAAUGGAAGUUUCUGAGCAUAAAAAUGAAAAUCCAAAUAAAAAGGUAGGAGGGCGAAAAGGGCGACCUAAGAAGAGAGGAAGAAGAAGUAAUUCUGAAGUAGAGGAGGGUAUGGCUAUAAAAAGCAGCAGUGUGGAGCAUACAGGUCGAUUGACGAGAAGCAAAACUCGAUUAUUACGGGAAAAGUAGGGGGUGUUUGGUAGAAUUGCAAAAAAUUAUCGAAUAGCAUUUGUUGAACCCAAUUAGGAGCAUAUCUAUGAUUAGUGUAUCAUAAAUGAUUCUUGAACUGAACGGAUUAACGGCCCCGAAUUCAAGUUGAUUCUAUUUCGCCUUAACGGUCGAGUUCUAUGGUGACGAACUCAAUGGAGUUAGUCAUACCAAAAGGAAAUGGUGAUAAGAAGAUUUGUCCUAAUGUACUUAUUGGUGCACGUAAGAGUGCACAUGGUACGGAAUGUGUCGGUCAAAUAUUCAAUAGAAAAAUAUUUUUGGUAAA
Messenger RNA from Andrographis paniculata, 1253 nucleotides. Its product is annotated as kinetochore-associated protein KNL-2 homolog. The coding region runs from base 152 to 949 and encodes 265 amino acids. Lineage: Eukaryota; Viridiplantae; Streptophyta; Magnoliopsida; Lamiales; Acanthaceae. The record is from RefSeq and is a predicted model, not a curated record. The transcript has 6 exons.